AUGGGAGCGAUAGCUACGACCAACGAGAAGCUAACUGCAAGUCUGGCAAAGUUGAGUUUGCCGAAAUGUCACCCAGAUGUAUUUUCUGGAGACGCUACGAUGUUCCAUCCUUGGAAAAGCGCAUUUAAAGGAAUGACAGAAAGUUGCAACGUCACCCCAGAGAACGAAAUGAACUAUCUAUGCAUGUAUACAACCGGCGAGCCACGAAAGUUGGUGAACAGUUAUCGGAAAAGACGUCAUAAAGACCUUGAGAAACUGUUGAUGGAACUAUGGAUGGAAUUGGAAAAGCGUUUCGGCAACGUCGCAGUAAUUACAAACGCAUUUCUUACAAGACUUCGAGAAUCAGCCAGAUUUGGAGAAUAUGAUAAGAAGAAACUCCAAGCAUUCUCAGAUCUGUGCUCGGACGUGGUUUCGCAAGUUAGUCAACUUCCUGGCUUAGCAUGCCUCAACUAUCCAAACGCCAUUCGACCCAUCCUCUAUAACUUACCAGAAUCCCUUCGCAACAGAUGGGACAAGCAAGUCGUUGAAUUCACUCUGAAAAACAAAGACGCUUAUCCUGAUUUUACCGUGUUUGCCUCCAUGAUCGAGAAACAGUCCCUACUCAAGAAUCACCCAAACGUGACAGCUUUCGAGAAACGAGGAAAGGGAGAUCGGAGAAAGCCUUUUAUCCCACCACUUAUCCCACCAGAGGACCCCCUGCAUACGGUCUUGGCGGGAGAAACUAAAACAGAAGAUGAAGAAGUUAAAGAAAAACACUGCCGUAAUGGAUCAAAGAGGAAAAGUUAUGUUUCCGAUGCUUGGUUGCAGGACACAUAG
Molecule: messenger RNA, 816 nt
Organism: Paramuricea clavata
Lineage: Eukaryota; Metazoa; Cnidaria; Anthozoa; Malacalcyonacea; Plexauridae
Source: the annotation of a GenBank genome assembly